UUAGAGCCAGGAUGGUGCUCGGCUAAUUGUGCGAGAGCUAAUUGCGUUUGGCAAUUACGGAUAUUCGGAAAAUGUUGGAACUCGUGGAACGCAAAGCGAGGAUCUCUUGGCCUACGUGUCGCCCUCCAAAUAUUGAUUCCUUUGGGAAGAAUCCCAAAGGAGGCGUGCUCUUGAGACGCAAGGAAAAUUGCACACCCGAGAGACGAUGGAGAAGAGACAGCAAGGGCUUGCUUUGCUCUCUGGGCCAGCUAAGUUGCAGCGAUUCUUACAGUCCGGACACACUGGGAACGUGGAAAUUUCACAAGGUGUCUCGCACGAGCCAUGAGGGGAUGAGCACUGGAGCAGGAGAUGGAGGUGGAGGCGGUGUCGGAGGUAUCCAGAGCAGCGGCGGUGGCAGAAACACCCCGCCGCAUGGCUCGCCCACCCCCAUGGAUAAGGCGACCUUAAAAGUCCAUCUUCCCAACGGUGGUUUUAACGUCGUCAAAUUCGGUGAUGCGAUCGACGUACGAGGUAUCAUCUCUUUGGUAACUAGUCGAUUAGCUGUUGGUACCAGACAUUAUCGAAAUCUGUACGCAAUGAGGCUGCACCAUCCCGGAUCCGGAGAGAGUUAUUGGUUGCAUCAGGAUACUACGAUGUAUCAGGUACAAGAAAAGUACGAGCGAAAGCACCCGCAUUGCGAAUGGAGGUACGAGCUUAGAGUGCGUUACCUUCCUCAGAACCUAAAUGAUCUCUACGAGAAGGACAAGGUCACGUUUUACUACUAUUACGACCAGGUGCGAAACGACUACCUGCUUGCAAACCACGCCACUCUGGAUCAGGAUGUUGCGGUUCAGCUCUGCUGCCUGGAGAUUCGCUAUUUUUUCAAGGACAUGCCGCAAAUAGCCCUGGACAAGAAGAGCAAUCUGGAAUACCUAGAACGUGAGGUCGGUCUACAUAAAUUCUUACCGCGUUCCGUGCUGAACGGGAUGAAGCCGAAGGCGCUUCGAAAAUUGAUACAGCAACACUUUAAAAAAGUUGCGGCGUUGUCCGAACUCGAGUGCAUGUUUAAAUUCUUCGAUCUGCUGCGGGCGCACUAUCGAUUCGACCAGGAAAGGUUUAUAUGCGCCUUAGGGUCAAGCUGGUCAAUACCUGUAGAACUAGUCAUCGGACCGGACUUAGGUAUAUCGUACAUGGCUCAUCGAGGCGGAACAGUGCCGACUAGGAUGGCAGAAUUUUCGCAGAUACAAUCCAUUCAAACAUUGGUGUCAGAUUGCAAAGAACACGCGAAGGCGUGCAUUAAAUUGAGAGUCGCGGGUGCUGCGGAGACUCUCAGUAUCACUUGUUCAAGUCUGGAUCAAGCGGAAAGUCUCGCGGACUUGAUUGAUGGAUAUUGUAGACUGGUCACAGGCAGCAACACUUCAUUGUGGAACAGAAAAGCUGGAUCAUGGAAGAAUUAUCCCUGUCCAUGCAAAGAUGCGCAACCGCCGAAAUAUAGGCAAGAUGGUGCCAGCAGCCCAGCGGAAAAGAACGCCGGUAAAACUGGAACUAUUUUAUCCGAAGAUUAUGCGGAGAUCGUCGACGAAGAGGGAGAUUAUUCGACACCAGCUACUCGAGAUUACGAGAUAGUCCGAAAUCAAGUAGAAUUGGGAGAAAUCAUAGGGGAGGGUCAGUUUGGUAACGUCCAUAAAGGAUCGUACAAAGGAAGAGAUGGUCAAACCAUUGCCGUUGCUGUCAAGACUUGCAAGGUCGAUGCGGAUCUUGCCACUGCCGAAAAAUUUCUUGAAGAAGCUUAUAUAAUGCAGCAAUUUGAACAUCCGCAUAUUAUCAGAUUGAUCGGAGUCUGUUCAGAGGCGCCGAUUUGGCUCGUGAUGGAAUUAGCCAGACUCGGAGAAAUGCGCGCUUAUCUACAAUCUAAUAAACACCGCCUGGAUCUCGCUACACUUCUACUGUAUACCUUCCAAUUGAGCACUGCCCUCUCGUAUCUCGAAAGCAAGAAAUUCGUGCACAGAGAUAUCGCUGCAAGAAACGUGUUGGUUUCGUCGCAUAAUUGCGUCAAAUUGGCGGAUUUCGGCCUUAGUAGAUGGGUAGAAGAUCAGAGUUAUUAUACCGCUAGCAAAUGUAAGCUGCCAAUUAAGUGGAUGGCACCGGAGAGCAUAAAUUUUCGAAGAUUUACAACUUCGUCCGACGUUUGGAUGUUUGGUGUAUGUAUGUGGGAAAUUUUAAUGUUAGGCGUAAAACCAUUCCAAGGCGUGAAGAAUAACGAAGUGAUACGCAAGCUGGAGAACGGAGAGAGACUGGCGCUUCCCAAUCACUGUCCGCCGCGAUUAUACUCUCUAAUGUCUCAGUGUUGGAGCUACGAACCCAGCAAGAGACCGACGUUUAAAGAGAUUAGAGAAACUCUACAUGAAAUUUUGCUGGAAGAGAAACAUCAGCAGCAGGAGACGAUGAGACGAGAGAACAGAAGGGUACAAGCCAUGUCCUGGGGUGCAGAUGAUGUUCCGCCACCGAAACCCUCCCGGCAACCGCAAAAUACAACGGAGCAAUCGCAGUUAUCAGUGGCACCGGUAUCCACGUACAUUGUGGCGCAAAGUCCCGAGGUUCUCGCGCAACUUCUCAAGGACAACCAAGCUAGAGGGGUAUGUCCCUCCGUGUACACGACACCCGCGUCCCCCUUCAACACCCUGGCGGUGCAAUUUCAGGAAGAGGAUCAAAUCCUGACCACCGCCGUUGUGUCCGAUUUACCCUUCUUUGAUCCCGCGCUUUCUGAACCGCCGUCCAUGGUGACACACGACACCACCCAGUCGGGCGGUGAUUCCAUCCUGUCCGAUACGAACCUAGACUCCCUGGAUUCCUCGGACAACAUUCCCCUCAUGUCGAGCCUGAGCAUUUCAGACACGACAGCGCAGACGCAGUCGCCCGCCGCCAACCGAAAGCAGCAGAAGGUUAAAGAGAUGCAAAACUUAUAUGCGGUUAGCUCGAAGGUGGUCGGUAGCAUCACGGGGGACCUGUAUUCCCCCGUGCAGAAAUUCUCCGUGUCCAGCGCCGUUCCGCCGCCACCCGCGGCCGCGUCAGUCGUGUCAGCCGCGGUCGCGGGCAACACCUGCGGCGAGAUAUACGGACCGGUCACUAGUUUCACCCAGAGCUCAGCUAUCGUUGGUAAUCUCAGUCAAAGCGCUAGCUUAGGUGGUAAUUACGGUGAGAAUUCUGGCAACUUCGGCCCUAGUAGUUUGGGUAGCAGUGUUAUAAUACCGAAUAGCAGUAGCCAGACGCAGUUCGCCGCAAGUGGUCCGCAUGCUCUCAGUCAGUCGAUUAAUUACGGUAACUUCGCAGCUGGUAACAAUACAAGCCAAGUAUUUGGUAGCGGUGGCGGUCAAUCUACAAGCCUACAGAAUGUUAGCGUGCAGAGUGCUGGCGGUAGUAGUAGCGGCGGCGGCGGUGGUGGUGGUGGUAGUAACGUUAUUUACUCUCGUAAUAUUAGCUCGGCGAAUGUAGGUAGUUGCGCAUCGAGUGCUGAAUGUUUGUACGGUCCGGUACUCAAGUUCCGCGCGCAAAACGCCCAGCCGCAGCUGGCUGUAGCGGCGACCGCGACUGUGGCCGCGAGCGAGUUGAAACCCGUUGGCGCGGCAGCUGGGAAUUACGGUCAAACCGGAAGAAGCAAUCUGGUAGCGCAGAAUCUGCAAUCGCAGCCGAUAUACCCGCAGAAUUAUCCGCACCAACAGAUCUAUUCGAAUAUCGCUCAGCCGGGAGCACAGCAGCCUAUGUAUCUGCUACAAAUGCAGCACGUGCAGAAUAUCACGCGGCAGAACGCCGUUCCCCAGGCCGUGUCCUACGCGGCGAUACAGCACUCGAACCAGUCUCAGCAGUCUCAGUUGACCGGCGCCACUCCCAUUUACACGGCCCACGCUGCGUCCGUGUCGGUGGUCCAAGCACAGAAGGUGCACAUGCCGAAUUAUGUUCACCAAGCUCAGCCCGGAAUUAGCGGCCAGCCAGCGACUUGUCAAGCAACCGGCGCGAAUCACUCGGCGAGCGUUGGGAUAAUGCAAGCUUCCUCUGUUCCAUCACACUUUGUCAUGUCGUCUUCGGCGACUCAGCAGAAUAUCCAUUCGAUUCCAUCCACCUACGUGGUAGACCAACAGCAACCGAGCUCCCUUGGUUCGAUUGAUUAUACUCAAGCACACGUUGGCAAUGUAAUGACGAGCAUAACCGGUGCGCAUCAGCAACACGUCGUAGUUCAACCUCAGAUGGCUAGCGGCGUCGCGAAGGCGGGAAAUAUGUCGCAAAUCGUGACGGGCAUCGCCAAGAUCACCACCUUCGUGACACCACAAAAGCAGGACGAGCAGUUGACUAGCUCGACCGACGGCACUCUCUCUGGCUCUCUAAUCUCUUCCGCUGUCAGCGACAGCACCGUAUCGUCUAGCAGCUCGAUGACAGAGGAGGCACAACAAGAUCAGAGAAACGUACAUUCGCAAUUGUUCGACAGUCUGACUGACAAUUUCAAUAGUGGCAUUGACGACGAACAGAAGCUGCUGGAGCAACGGUUGUUGGAGCAACAACGACAGUCUGAAGAGGAUAGCCGCUGGCUCGCGAGAGAAGAGAAACGCUUAUCGAUUGCUACGAGUGGUGAUGAAAGUGCUAGUCCCCCGGUUCCACGGUCAGUUACUCAAUCACCGAGCCAUGAACCGCAUUCUGCCAAUACUGGCUCUCUUGGCUCGGAUAAGAGUUCCGACAAAGUAAUUGUAGUAAAGAAAAUGGAACCUACGCCUACUGCAGAUUUAGACAGAACUAACGAUAAAGUAUACGACUGCACAACAAGCGUCGUACGUGCAGUUAUGUCGUUGUCGCAAGGUGUUCAACAGAGCAAGGCUGAUCAGUAUUUAGAACUAGUACGUAGAGUAGGAAUCGAAUUAAGAGCAUUGCUGUCCUCUGUGGACGUUCUGGUGGAAAUACUGCCGAUAUCCGCGCAUCGCGAAGUAGAAAUGGCGCAUAAAGUAUUAAGUAAAGACAUGGCAGAGCUGGUGACUGCUAUGAAAUUGGCGCAAAACUACAGUGCCACUACGUUGGACGCUGAAUAUCGAAAGGGAAUGCUUUCUGCAGCUCAUAUCCUAGCCAUGGACGCGAAGAAUCUCUUAGAUGUAAUCGAUUCCAUCCGUAUUCGUUAUCCAUACGUGGACAGUCAGAUUUGCCAAAGGCAGAGCGAUGCUGUUAACAGAACCCGGGAAUCUACACCUGAGAGUCGCAUUCGUUCAAGUCAGUCGGGCGAGCAAUUGCUGAGAAGAAGUCAGUCGACUGAACGACAAGGAACGACCUUCAGACAAAGCCAAAGUGGUGAUUUGUUACAUAGAAUGGGUCAGUCUGUGGAUCGCUCUUCACCGGGAAGUCAGUCCGAUCUCAACUCUGGCAGCAGCUUAGAAAGAAGACAUAAUAUAGUAACUAAUAGCCUUGAACGUAACUCAACAACGAGGAGACAAAUGGCUACUAACAGUUUAGAGAGAAAAAGACCUUCACUGACGUGUAGCGCAGGGCCUAUGAAUAAUUCUGUUAAUUUGCUGCCUAUGGUGCCAGUCACUUGUAAUUUGGUUCAGACUGUUAGUCCCGUCAUACAUCCGAGUCAGUCGGUUACAACGGGCGUUACUCAGACGGUGUUUACGACCAACAGUAAAGCCACAAGUGAGACUUCGAUAAACGACAGCUAACAACGAGGUGCCUUGAACUGAGGUCUACUUCGGAUCAUUGCUUAGCGUGUACAUAAAUAGACGAUAUACUACCAAGUUACCCGUGUGUACACAUCUACACUACUUUAACAACGGGAGAUCUAGUAUUUGUGCUUUUUAGCUCUUUUAACAUUUAAAUAUACAGACAUUUUAUCUAAGCGUACUUAUAGAUAGGACAGUAUUCAUUAGUUGUAAUAGUAGAAUAGCAAGUUUAUCACUAGAGAAUUUAAAAGUCACAGCUAUAAUAAAAUCGCAACUCCAAAGGAUUUAGGAUUAUCGUUACUAUUUGUUGUACAAUAACGGCGCUUACGAGGUGAUGCAAAAAGUUAUGCUUUACAGUGAAGAUGGGAAAUGCCAUUGAUCAAAUUUAACAUUAGCAUCAACGUUAUUAAAUGAGGUGGAUUCCAAAUUUAUUAACACCGUUCAUAUUUAUUCUAGCGUCGCACACUCACGUUUGAAAAAUUUCUUGAUUUUAUCUGCGUCAUCUCGUAUAAUCAAUUGAUAAUGUAUACAUACAUACAAACGUAUUUUAGAGAUAUGUAUGUAUAUAUUUAUAAAUAUAUAUAUUUAAACAAUAUUUUCUCUCCUCGAAUACUGCGCGAGAAUAUAAUUUCCUGUAGGACAUAAUCGAUGUUGUUUUUAACGCAAGUUCGUAAUUUCAUAGUCUAUUUCCUACCUAGGAAUAUUAUAUGGACAGUAAUUAUAAUGUAAAAAGAGGGACUGAGUGUGUGUUAUUUCUAUUAAAUAAUUAUUUAAUGGUUUACACUAGUUUGCGACAUUUAUAUACGAAUGUUUUAUAUAAAGCAAAAACCAUUUUUCAGCGACGAGGCAGUUCCUACGAGAUAUUUUUAGGAAGUUCCAUUUUUGCAUAAGUAUACCAUUAAUAACUCAUCAAUGCAAUUUGCAGCGAUGUAGUCAUACGUACGAUGCAUUUACAAAAUCCGCGACCGAGUACUUUGUAGAUAAAAAAAAAAGUAUUCCAUUUCUACGCAUGUGCUUUUUGUAUUCCUGGGGAAAAAUAUCUGAGAGAUGUUCUUAGCAUUCUGACCACACAUUAUAAUCGUACCGAUCACACGUCUUAUCCAUAUAUUGUUACAAUUGGCAUGAACGUGAAAUAUUUGUAGUUUGCGAGUUGUAAAAUUUGAUAUUUUAAAUGGUAUGUGGCUUUAAAGAUUCAUGUGCCAAGAUAUGCUUAUACGCUCGAAAGAAACGAAUACUAUGUUGUGUGUUGUAAAUGUCCUGUCAAAGGAGCUGCUAUCCCGGGAACCAGAAAAUAAUGAAUAUUUAUAAUUAUUGAUGGUGCUUUUUUAUUUGUGCAAACAUCAAAUACUUCUUCAAUUGAAUAUAUUGAAAAUAUGUACAACACUAUGAAAAAAGAGCAAUGUGUCUUAAGUAAAACAUCAAUUUGGCCAU
Vollenhovia emeryi is the source of this 7103-nucleotide messenger RNA. RefSeq lists its product as uncharacterized. The record is from RefSeq and is a predicted model, not a curated record. Bases 72 to 5672 code for a protein of 1866 amino acids. The transcript is spliced from 23 exons. Gene Ontology annotation, biological process: protein phosphorylation; signal complex assembly. NCBI's taxonomy places the organism in Eukaryota, Metazoa, Arthropoda, Insecta, Hymenoptera, Formicidae. Gene Ontology annotation, cellular component: cytoskeleton; focal adhesion. Gene Ontology annotation, molecular function: protein tyrosine kinase activity; ATP binding.